This is a messenger RNA of Cotesia glomerata, 1473 nucleotides long. RefSeq lists its product as uncharacterized. Gene Ontology annotation, biological process: DNA recombination; DNA integration. The record is from RefSeq and is a predicted model, not a curated record. NCBI's taxonomy places the organism in Eukaryota, Metazoa, Arthropoda, Insecta, Hymenoptera, Braconidae. Gene Ontology annotation, molecular function: DNA binding. Bases 1 to 1473 code for a protein of 490 amino acids. The transcript has 2 exons.
AUGGGCGGCACUAGGUUACAGAGGUUUAAUGAAUUGACGAGAGAAAUUUGGCAAUGGGCUGAAGCAAGAAGGAAUUUUCUAUUUGCCUCCUAUAUCCUGUCGGAAGAAAAUACUGAGGCAGACAGUUUAUCGAGACUAAGCAACGAUGAUGCGGAGUGGGAGUUGGCUGACUUUGCCUUUAAGAUGAUCGUCAGUAGGUUUGAACUUCCAGACGUAGAUCUGUUUGCCACAAAGCUGAACAAGAAAUGUGCUUGUUUUUGCUCUCGAUUUCCAGACGCUGAGGCAAUGGAGAUUGACGCCUUUACAAUUAGUUGGUCAAAAUUUAGGUUUUACGCUUUUCCACCGUUUGCAAUGAUCCUAAAAGUGAUAAAUAAGAUCAAAGUAGAAAAGGCAUCGGGUAUAGUUGUGGUGCCUAAUUGGCCGAACCAACCGUGGUACCCUCUUUUCCUUGAUUUGUUGGAAGAAGCAACACCCAAGAGCAAGUCAUUUAGAGUUGAUGGUAGGAAGAUUAUCAGGGCGGCCUUUCUCCAGAAAGGCUCACCUGGGGAAUCAAUAGAUGUCAUCCUGGCAUCAUUAUCAGACUCGUCAAUAAAACAAUACGAAUCAGCCUUACAACAAUGGAGUGACUUUUGCGGUGCGAACAAGCUAAGGAUUCUGGAACCGGAUAGUGAAAAACUGUUACGGUUUUUGUCAAUAAAGCAGAAAGAAGGAGCGUCAUACUCAACUUUGAACACCCUGAGAUCUGCAGUGUCGCUGAUUGCCCGGGAAAAGAUUGAUGAGGACCCACUGGUAUCAAGGUUCAUGAAGGGAGCCUUCAAACUAAAGCCAGCAACACCCAAAUAUGGAACCACUUGUCACGUCUCCCUGGUACUGAGAUAUCUGGAAAAACUCGUCCCGCUAGACAAAUUAUCAAUCGCUCAGUUGAUGUUGAAGACAGUCACCCUAUUGGCUUUAUGCACGGCACAUAGGGCCCAGACUCUGGCCAGUAUUGAGGUUAAAAAUAUAGUAACCAAGGAGAAUGCCUUGGAAAUAAAAAUUCCAAAGCUAGUCAAAAGUUCGGGACCAGGACGUCUUCAACCGUUGUUGGUCAUAUCGUUCUUUGUGGAAAAACCGGGGCUAUGUGUAGCUUCGACACUAAAAGCUUACAUAGAAGCUUCUAAAAAAGCAAGAGGCAACCUACCGAAUCUGUUUAUCUCUGUAAAAAGACCAUUCAAAGCGGUUUCCAGUCAAACGAUUAGUCGCUGGAUUAAGGUGGUGUUAUCAGAUAGUGGAGUGGACACAGCUAUCUUUUCGGAACAUUCCACAAGACACGCAGCUACCUCAGCGGCCUUUAUCAAAGGUGUUAACUUGGAUACAAUCAGGAAGACAGUGGGAUGGUCGAAGGAAUCAGGAAUGUUUGCAAAAGUUUACAAUAGACCGAUCACAUCGGACAAUCAAGUCUUUGCAAAAGCAAUGUUGGGUAUAAACAAUUAA